AUGGCCCGCAAACCUGUCAUCGGAGACGUGGCGCUUAUUCCCGUGGAUGACGAAGGAACGACGCUCGAACUUCAGCAGCAUGUACGCGCAAUGGUCACAUACCUACACACGCAAGUCGUCCACCUUCUCGACGCCAUCAACACAUCUGAGGACGCCAUUGUCUCAUUUCUGCGUGGCUUGACCGCCAAAAUUCGGAUUUCACAUGCUUUCCACGUCUGGUUCGUGGAUGACUUCCCCGGGCACGACACUCUCGACGACCUGAGCAACGAAGGGAAGCAGCAAAAGUUGGGCGAUGACUGUCGGGCUUCAGAGAUAGAGAAGAAGAAGUGGAUGGAGUGCGCUCGAUGCGGAGAAGAAGUCGAUGGAGUGCGCUCAACGCGGAGAGGUAGUAUGGCGGGAAUUUGUCAGAUCACCGAUCGGAAGGCUGGACACCAGACGUUGUGCAAGACCUGA
Lecanosticta acicola is the source of this 453-nucleotide messenger RNA. NCBI's taxonomy places the organism in Eukaryota, Fungi, Ascomycota, Dothideomycetes, Mycosphaerellales, Mycosphaerellaceae. The record is from the annotation of a GenBank genome assembly.